Molecule: messenger RNA, 1921 nt
Organism: Sander lucioperca (pikeperch)
Lineage: Eukaryota; Metazoa; Chordata; Actinopteri; Perciformes; Percidae
Gene: afmid
Product: arylformamidase
Exons: 11
Coding region: 168-1049 (293 amino acids)
Cellular component (GO): cytoplasm
Molecular function (GO): arylformamidase activity
Source: RefSeq, a predicted model, not a curated record
GUCAGGAGAAGCUUGCAGGCAAUCGGGGUGGGCGGAGCAUACAGUCAAGGGAGAAUCAGUCUAAAGUUCAGUCUAUGGUCUAAAGUUCAGCCCCUCAACUGCGCACAUGUGGCUCGGAUUUAUCUGCCAACGGACUUUCGGCGAGUCAAGUCACUUCAAGAGAUAAAAUGAUGCACUGGACUGAACUUAAGAAAGAAGAGCUCGAGAGGCAGUUUUCACCCAGCCAGUGGUCGCACAGGAUGUCGGCAGACGACGUGAUCAAGGCUCACGUGAAGGCUUUAAAGGAAGGUACGGAGCGUGCCCGUGGCCUGGCUCAAACGUUGCUCAAUGUGCCGUAUGGGGAGGGAGAUGGAGAGAAACUGGAUGUCUACAUACCCAGCACCAACUCUUUGGAUGUCCCACUUGUCAUUUACCUACAUGGAGGCUACUGGCAGUUUCUCAGCAAGGAGGAGUCAGGAUUCAUGGCUGUUCCGCUCGUUGAUAAAGGUGUAGUGGUGGUUGCCGUCGGCUACGACAUCGCCCCUAAAGGCAACAUGGACUUGAUGGUGUCUCAAGUACGCAGGAGUGUUGUGUCUGUUGUUCAGCAGUAUUCUCACAUCAGUGGUCUGUACCUGUGUGGCCACUCUGCUGGGGCUCACCUGGCUGCAAUGGUCCUCUCCACUGACUGGUCGGAGUACAGCAUCACUCCUCAGAUCAAAGGUGCUUUUCUUGUCAGUGGCAUAUAUGACCUCCUGCCCAUCCUGUCCACCUACGUCAAUGAGCCUUUGAAGAUGACCGAGGAGGUGGCGGUGAGGAACAGCCCCAGCAAGCUGGUCCCUCAGCUCAAACUCUCCUCCUCCAGCUGCCACAUCGUUGUGGCUGUCGCUGAGAACGACUCGCCGGAGUUUCGCAAGCAGUCGGAGGAAUACUACAAAACUUUGGAGGCGUCAGGACUUGAUGUGACCGUGGAGGACGUGGCGAACACAGACCACUUCAGUAUCAUUGAGCAACUGGUAGAUGGGGAGUAUCACCUAACAAAGCUUCUCUUAAAGACGAUGGGGAAGAGCUAAGACGUCGGCCUUUGAUCCAUCAUCUAAUAUCAACGUACCUCUGUAUCAACAUACACCUCUGAACAGAGUCCCCGCAUUAUGCAUUAUUUCAGGUUUGUACAAUAGUAAAUGUACAAUUUCUAUCAUGUUGAUUGUUCAACAAUCAGGUGGCAUGGAUUGUUUUGACAGUCUAAUAGUUUACUGUACCAUUACUUACAGCUGUUUGUUCACUGUAGAUACUACUGUCAGAAAAACGUGCUAUGAAAACAUUGUGUACCUAAAACCGAGUCACUUCAAAGAGGGUGAUUGUAGCAAAUGAUACUGCUGUUAAACCUGCUCAUGUUCAGUUGUAAACAGAUUAUCUAACAAGCAUAGUGUACAGUGUUAUCAUCAGGAAGCACCGUUCCACCGGCACACUAUAAGUUGUAGAGCUGAUGGUUAGUUUUGGCAUUUCUCCAGUGUUUUGUAAAAGGGUGGGUCUGUCUGUUUGGUGUUUUUUUUGUUCUUGUUACAAUCUGUUCCACAACUUAAAGUCCAUGGGUAGGACAAGAAUAGGAGCUCAUGUCAAGAGUACUAAUAUGUCAUACAAAGUGAAUGUAGCUUUUGAUUGUAACCUAUCUAAUUUAAUCUAAAUCUAAUCUAAGCAAUUGGGUAAAAGGGAUUUAAUGAACACUAUAUAUUUGCACUGUUAAUUUGAUCCUAAUAUAGUAGAGUACUGAUAUUUAAAUACACAUAUUUAAAAUGAACUGAUGCACAUUGUUACUGCGCUCAUUUUGGCAUCUUAAAUGAUUGUUUGCAUUAUGGUUUACACACAAGUGUUCUGUAUUAAUCAUUACUGUAGAUUAUAAAAGAGAAUCAUCAAAAUAAAGAUUUAUAUUUGAGAAUUCCUGUAA